AUGGCCUCUCCAGCCCUCAGCCACGCCAUCCACCAGGCACAUCUUGAACGCCUCCAAUCAGUCCUAUUGACCCUCUGCAACGCCUCACCCAUCGCCCAGCGUGUCCUAGAGCGCGAGCUCCUCGUCGAUGAAGAGGCGACGGAGAGCGAGGAGAAAAACAGCAACAGCAGAAGAGCUCUCGAUGUCACGGCACUAACGGAGAGGAAGAGACAGAGGUCACGUUACGCAACAUGCAAGACCUGCAACCAAGAAUUUGACGUGACGAAGAACGACGACGGGUCUUGUAAAAGCCACGAUGCAGGCGCGCUCGAGGCCAUCGAAGAUGAAUGGCCCGACCAUGAUGAGGACUGCCACGGGCCGGUCGAGACGCAAGAAAAUCUCGAAGAAUACCCGGAGAAGUUUCGGUGGGAGUGUUGUGAAGGCGCGGCGAACGCCGAGGGGUGUGUCACAGGCAGACACGAAGAGGAUACGACGUUCAAGCCUGUGUUGAAGAAGAGAAAGAUAUUCCCGAGUUUUGGGUAA
Lasiodiplodia theobromae is the source of this 522-nucleotide messenger RNA. RefSeq lists its product as uncharacterized. The record is from RefSeq and is a predicted model, not a curated record. Lineage: Eukaryota; Fungi; Ascomycota; Dothideomycetes; Botryosphaeriales; Botryosphaeriaceae. The transcript has 2 exons. Bases 1 to 522 code for a protein of 173 amino acids.